AUGAUCGGGGAAGUAAAGCCGAGGGCGACAGGCACUGAGCUAUGCUCUGGAGAAGAUCCCCGCGCUUUUGAUGUCAGAUUUCGGCUGCUGGUCCGUGGCAUCUCUGGCAACACCGUGCUGGACAAGGAAGGCUGCAAUCCAGAAGCACUGGUACAGGACAUCAUGCGUGAAGUUGUGGUGAGCUUGGAGAGGCCGACAAUUAUCCAGCUGUGUUUGGGAUCCUUGGUGUUGAGGGCAGCUUCACGGAUCGGUGACUACAAAAGAAGGCAGUGCUUGGAGCUCCUGUGCAUCAAGCUCCCAGGUCAGGGUUUGAAGAGGGCACCGAUGAAUUCUGGCUUUGACUUCGACACACUCUGGGUCUUGCUGGGGGAUCCAGCCGUUGGCAAAUCUUGCUUGCGGCUGCAGUUCACAGACAGGUUGCAAGAAUGGCCCUGCCCUACCAUGGGGUUCCAGGAAACAUCUCGGAUUGUCUGCAUCGGUGGUGCAAUGGUCAGAAUGCAGAUCGUGGAAGUAGGUGGGUACAGGCAAUCUCUUGGGCCGCUGGGCGGCUACGAUGGUGCCUUCCUGGUUUACGAUGUCACGCAGCGCCACACGUUCGACCAUGUAGGGUCGAAGUUCUUUCCAGCCACUGCCACUGAGAGCAUGAAGGCACGGUGCCUCAUUGGAAAUAAAGCAGACAAGGAUCGUGAAAGACAGGUUUCUUAUGAAGAUGGACAACAACUGGCCAACGAGCUGGGACUCCUCUUUAUGGAGACAUCCUUAAGUGCUGUCGCCAUGGUCGACGAGGCUUUCUUCAGUGCUUGUGAGGCAUCCCAGGUGCACGUUGAGAGGCCAGUCGCGAAGACAGGUGCGCCGCCACCUGCGCCAAGCCAGGACAUCAUCAGCUUCCUAGAGCAGGCUGUCCAAGCCGGUGCAGCAGCACCGCAGGCCCCGCCGGCCUCCAAGGCUCCGCCGCCGCGCGGCGAAGCCUCAGCGGCACCCUGGCGGGUUAGCGCGCCGUGGAACAAGCCGCCGGCCAAAGAGACGGGCGCCACCAAGCCAACGACAUUUUGCAAGGCAUCCCCGAAGGGGCCGUCCAAUGGUGCUACAAAUGAGGAUCUUGCGCAGGCGUUGUCAAACCACCUGCAAAACCCCUCCGGGACUCCCAGCGUAGAGCUGAUGCAGGCCCUCGCGAGAGCUGCCAACAUCCAAGAGAAGGGCGCGGCAGCGAAGGCGGAGGGCAAGGGCGAGCCGGCCCAAAAAGAAGCGCAAGGUGGUGCUGAGCCGGGCGAAGACAGCCUUGCAGGCAUCCAGGAGCCCGAGGUGUUGGAGGCACUUCCGAGCCGCCGGCCAUCUGCAUUGCACAGACUGGCGAAGGAGGCCUUACAUGCUGCGCGAGGUGCGGGUGGCGGCGAGGCCGCCGCACUGGCAGUGGAGCACAUGGUCAAGAAGCUACAAGAAGUGGCUGACGAGGAGCCCUCGGCCCCGGCGGAUGGAGGUGGCGAAGAGAUGACAAUCCAGCCACUUCCAAUACCUUUGCGUGCGUUUGUGGGGCCAGAUGCCAAUACCUAUCAAUACGACUUCGCAGCAGCCAGCGACGAUGUCGAUGCCUGUUUCAGGAACAUCAGGCGGCGGCUGGAAGUGGAAAUGGGCGAUGGGUGCGUGGCAUGGGCCUUGAAGUACACAUACGUCAGGCCGAUAAGGUUUCAGUUUCAGCAUUAUUCCUCGGCCAAACCCACCGGCAACGCCCAGUCUACCCUUCGACGGAAUAGGCCCUUGAAUUGCAUAGUCUUACCACAUCGUAUGCAGGCGUGCAGUGCAUGA
Messenger RNA from Symbiodinium sp. CCMP2456, 1803 nucleotides. The record is from the annotation of a GenBank genome assembly. Lineage: Eukaryota; Dinophyceae; Suessiales; Symbiodiniaceae.